GGAGGGACCAGAGUUGCCUAGCGACCGCGUGUCGGCGUCCUCGAACGGAGCACGCCAGAAUUCUCGACAGCAUCUCCGCCUCUGUGUUUACCAACAACAACAAGAACAACAACAAGAACAACAACAACAGGAACACGCACGCACGCCGAGCAGUUAUUUAACGCGCCGUUUUGACUGUGAAGUCAUAAGCGUUUGUUUCGGUUUGGCUCACGGAGGCUUUUAACAACACAAAACCCCUAAAUAUUUAUUGAAUUCUCCGCGGCCGAUGAAGCAGAUCUCGCACGAGCCACGAUCCGAGACAAUGGCGGUGGCGGCUUCAUCGGCGGUGGCGGCUGUGGCAUCGGCCGCAGAACCGUCAUCGACGUCAUAGCGCGGUGGCGAUGGAUCGCUACGAGCGGGUGUCGGUGCUGGGCCGUGGCGCGAGUGGGGAGGUGCUGCUCGUGCGAGACUCGGCCGGCGCGCGUCGCCUCCUCGCCCUCAAGCUUGUGCCCGUGGAGCCGUGGCGGCGUGGGCGGUCGCGGGAGACGGUGCUGCGCGAGGCCGAGCUGCUGCGGCGGCUGCGCCACCCCAACGUGGUGGCGUGCCUCGAGCACUUCUUCGCGUGCGACAAUGGAAGAGGAGGUGGAGGAGAUGGCGGAAGAGCAGGAGAAGAUGCAGCCGAGAGCCUGUACAUGGUGCUGGAGUACUGCGAUGGCGGGUCACUGGAGGACAGAGUUCGGAGGGCGCGUGAGGCUGGCCAGUUCAUCGCCGAAAGACAGGUCAUGCAGUGGUUCGUACAGGUGUGCAUGGCUGUGCAGUACAUCCACUCUCUCAAGAUCCUGCACCGUGACAUCAAGACCUCAAAUGUGUUCCUCACCAAGGCUGGCACGGUCAAGGUCGGUGAUUUUGGAAUCUCGAAAGCCAUGGAGGGGACCCUUGACAUGGCGGUGACGUGCGUGGGAACGCCGUACUACCUGAGCCCGGAGAUGUGCCAAGACCUGCCCUACAGCUCCAAGUCGGACGUGUGGGCUCUCGGCUGCCUCCUGUACGAGCUGUGCGCCCUGAGACCUGCCUUUGAAGCCAACAACAUAAUCAGCCUCUUCUACAAGAUAAUGCGCGGCGAGCCAGACCCGCUGGACGAGAGCUACUCGUGUGACGUGCGUGCGCUGGUGGCGCUGCUGCUGAGCCGCAGCCCAGAGGACCGGCCGGGCGCCAGUGCCGUGCUGGCCUCGCCGUACGCGCAGCGCCACCUGCGUCUCUUUGUGCGGGAGUGUGAAGACCGACGGGCUGGACGGGCACACAGGGCGUCGCGCUCGGAUCACAGCGGCUGCGUGGACGCCGUGCGGAGCAAGUCGUCGUGCUCCCCGCUGGCGGGCGACGGGCUCGCCGCGAGCAAGGGCUCGCACGGCAGCGGCGACGGUGACGUCUGUGGCGGCUUCGACCCUAGGGCCAAGUCGGCUCCCCCCGGCCUCCCCGGGAAUCUCCACGAGGCAAGUGAAGAGGAAGAUGAAGAGGAGCGGUCCUCACCUGGGGAGGAUCCUGGGAGGCACGGCUCGUCCCCGGAGCCCAGCGACUACUCCGACGAUUUCAGCGACGAGGGCAGCACUCCGGGGAAGAGGAGCCCCGUCUCGUCGGUCGAUGAGGAGGUGGUCGAGGUGGACGAUGCACAGCUCGGAGACGACGUCCCUGAGGAGCUGGAGGGCAGCUGCGAGGAGGCGGUCGAAUACGCGGACGAUUUUGAAGAGUGCGACGAUGACGACGAUGAGCAGCUUGAGCUGGCGGUGAGCUGCGCCCGCUCGGCCGUGGGCGCCACCGAGGCCGGCGGCGGCGACAGGAGCGUGGCCGCGUUCGCCCACGGCGACGGGGGGAAGGAGGGAGGCGAUAACGACGAGGUCUGCUCUCAGACAAACAACCUGCGGGUUCUACGACAGCACUGCAUCGACGCGCUGGGGCCCGAGCUGUUCGGAGAGGUGUGCGGGUUGCUGGAAUCCGGCGCGGGCGAGUCGUGCGUACGGGAACGCUACCGGAGCACGCUCGCCGAAGAUCACCUCUCCGCCUGCCUGAUGCUCCACGGUGCCACGAGUGGAGCCACCUGCGUGCGGUGAACUCCCGUCGGGCAGAAGGAGGGGACCAAGUGGGGCAUGUGUUGCCCUUGGUUGUUUUUUUUCUUUCAUGACUGAACACAAAGAACAGGAGUCACAGAGGGGAGGAAUACAUUCCGCGUGUGCACAACAUUUCUCGGCCCAGCCGUAACCUCUUGACUAAAUCUCCCCCCAGAUAGGGGCCGAUUUAAAGGUACUUACCCCUACAACAGUAAGGAUACGAUUCGGGACCAGUAGAUUAACUAGGAAGUGGGGCGGGGGAGAGGAGGGGGAGAGGCAUGUUGCCCUUCCUAGUGGUGUAGUAGCUAUUGAGGGUGCAGGCGAUGCAAUUGCACCGGGCUCUACAUGCCAAAAGGGCCCAGGCGGUGAGCUAAUAUGAGGAGGGAAAUUGGACAGAGGGCCGCAAUAUCAUUCCUCGUACCAGGGCCCCAUGCCAAUGACGCCAUGCCAGUGAACCUCCCCACUUAUGAACAACAGCCCUGGUCUGCACCCUGCCCCACCCCUCAUCCAUUCCUAUUCAGAGGCAGAUCCUCAGGGUGACUACGUAGGAGUUUCUGGUUUUAGAAAUCCAUCGUGCCACCACAUCUCGCCGUCACUUCUUUGCAAUAAUACUGUAAUGUGACAAUAACAAUUCUGACCGAGUCUAAAGGCUUUUUUUUACAUGAGCAACCUGCAUCGGAAUGUUUGACCAAAUGCCUUUAAAAAGGAGUGUUUUGUCUGUUGGAGAAAACUUGAAGCGCUUGGAGAAUACCCACCGCACGUACAACAGGAUAGAACCCAAAGAUGUGCACAGAUGUAUACGCAGAGCCUCUUGCUGUACUGGAGUCUAAGCCAGAUUACAGCCCAUCGGGUUUAGGAGUUUUAUAGAACCUUUCCUCCAAAAUCGCUGGACUACAAGUUUUGCACUUUUCAGCCUUUCCUGCCUUCAGAUAUUGAAGCAUCUGGUCUCCAAGUUGACAUCUGGUCUCCAAGUUGACAUCUGGUCUCCAAGUUGACAUCUGGUCUCCAAGUUGACAUCUGGUCUCCGAGGUCAGCUCUGAUGUCUCAUUCAUCUUAUGCAGUUCCGAGGGUGUGGCUUUGGGUGCCCUCCUAUCCUAGGUGGCUUUCUGUUCCCCUCUUGACUGUGUCUUGCACACACAGAUUGAUGGGGCAAGGGCUUUCGAUUUAAAGCUUUCGUGACUGCAGGGAUUCAUCUUCUUGGUUCUUUCGGUAAAGUCACGUGACUUUACCGAAAGAACCAAGAAGAGGGGGCAAGGGCUGUCAGUCGGCAGCUCUUCAUCGUCACAAUUGAGCACUGCGGCCAUCACCGCGCUUGGCCACCUUUGUCUCACCAUUCCUCGUGCUUUUACUGACUCCGCCCAGAACUCAUUUAAAGCUGAGUCGACCUAUGGGAAGCCCAGGGCAACUUCUGGUACCACUUGCCACUGAUAUUGUCUGUGGCUAGGAAUCGCACUCAAGUCACUAGGAUCACAGUGCGGACCAUCGUGCCACUGCUGCUCUCGAUAGUAGAGCUAUGUGGUGAUACACAGCUGCGUGUGUGUGUGUGCAUGCAUGGAAGAGCAGUUUAACAGGAGAUGCAGGAAGGUGCCACCAGACUUGAGGAGUCUGUUUGAAAGAAUCUUUCCAUGGGUUAACGUGGCCACCGAUACUUAAUGCUGACUGCCUCAUUCAAAUCACGUUUAUACAGAUCGUUGUGAGUUGUAAUUGUUACGUUUCACCGCCACAAUCAGCCCUGUUUAAUCCGCGGCUGGAUGAAGGCCUCCCCAAGAUGUCGGCCAACCCCGUUGGUCUCGUGAUGCAAAACAAUUCGUCUGUAACAACAGGACAUGAGGCGAUCUCAUCGCUCCAUCUCCACGGUGAGACGUCCUCUCGGGGGCAUGCUCCCUCCUUUGGCUGUGACUCCGUCGUUAGUCUCAGCCGCCGGCCAUCGUCGCUUCUAGCGACGCGUGCUGCCCUAGCACACUCGCAUUUCUAAGUACGUAUCGUUUACAUAGGUUCAAGUGGCACUCAUCGCUGUUGGCAUUCUGAGGCCAAUUCUACAUUACUAUGGCAUGGGAAAGUAUGGUCCACAAGGCAGCCACAGUUGACUUGGCACAAAGUGGUGCAGUCUAACUUGCUGGCACUCAUUUGACCAAUUCCAUUGUUAGCGAAGAAGAUGAUGAUGAUGAUGGCAGUUGUUUGGCCCUGAUGAAGAUUUGAAUUUACAAUCUCACGAUCAGGAGCCUCUGACGUUCCACCAAACUGAGGCGUAGGCUGCCGGCUUCGCAUGAACACGAUGAACGUGUUGGGAAAUCUGAGGUUGGGGAAACAUCUUCUUGGUUCUUUCGGUAAAGUCAAGUAGAAGGGAAGUAAUAAAAUAAUGAAAAUAAAACAUAAUAAAAUAAAAGAUUAUUAUUUUAUUACUUCCCUUCUACGUGACUUUACCGAAAGAACCAAGAAGAUGAAUCCCUGCAGUCACGAAAGCUUUAAAUCGAAAGUUGGGGAAACAGUGAAACUAACCGCGUUUUAAAUUUGCUAAGCGACUAAUGUCAAAGCACUUGCAAAAUAAACUACUGUAUUUGUAAU
Lethenteron reissneri (Far Eastern brook lamprey) is the source of this 4646-nucleotide messenger RNA. RefSeq lists its product as uncharacterized. Gene Ontology annotation, biological process: protein phosphorylation. The record is from RefSeq and is a predicted model, not a curated record. NCBI's taxonomy places the organism in Eukaryota, Metazoa, Chordata, Hyperoartia, Petromyzontiformes, Petromyzontidae. Gene Ontology annotation, molecular function: ATP binding; protein kinase activity.